Molecule: messenger RNA, 630 nt
Organism: Penicillium nucicola
Lineage: Eukaryota; Fungi; Ascomycota; Eurotiomycetes; Eurotiales; Aspergillaceae
Exons: 1
Coding region: 1-630 (209 amino acids)
Source: RefSeq, a predicted model, not a curated record
AUGUGGUACGCAUUUCACUUUUAUUGUUGGGAGAUCCUUGGCCAUCUGGCAGGGAAAGAGUUGAUCGAGAAGACCCUUGGUCAAGUUAUUCAGGCCGCGAGACAGUAUUGGGAACCCCAUACAGUCCUGGCUUUGUAUGACCUGGAUACCAUAUAUUGUGUCCAGCUUGCUGAGGUCACAUACAAGAGAUUUGAGGGCUACAUUUUCAACUGUGAUAUCAUGGUUAAUCCAUGGACUAUACCCGAGCUUCAAGAAGCAAUCCAACGUGCCCAUAAUGUGGUUGGAAAACGCAAUAGUUCCUGUGUCAAUCGACCGCCACUCGAAAUCUCUCUUCUGGUGGCGGAGAUCAUUUGCCCUGUCAUCUACACUCAAACCGAUGUGCAAAAUCUGCGUAACAUGCUAUCCACAUUUGCGUUGAAUUUACCAGAUGCCUUCUGCAGAAGCCGUUUACAAUCCAAACAGGAUUUGCUUUUUGAAGUGGAUUUGCGAGAGACUGAUUCAGUGGACUGGCAGGUCUUGUGGCUAGAGUUGAUGGGCCUUGUUUCCGAUAAAUGGUACAAGUCCAGUGGAUUGGCACACCGUGAGCAACUACUUGGACUGAUUCGGGAGAUCAUUGCCAAUUUUCAAUAA